Sinocyclocheilus anshuiensis is the source of this 1360-nucleotide messenger RNA. RefSeq names its product stomatin-like protein 2, mitochondrial. Bases 148 to 1218 code for a protein of 356 amino acids. Gene Ontology annotation, biological process: mitochondrion organization. Lineage: Eukaryota; Metazoa; Chordata; Actinopteri; Cypriniformes; Cyprinidae. The transcript has 10 exons. The record is from RefSeq and is a predicted model, not a curated record. Gene Ontology annotation, cellular component: mitochondrion; membrane.
CUCGGAUGUUUGUCACUGACGCACGCUCGUGGUGUUGUAACGUGAUUUCCGCAGCUGUAACAGGGUCACGUUUGUAGUGCAAACUCGAGAAGAAUUCGUUCAGUUGUCACAUUCAUCUUUUAGCGUCUGUUUGCAUAAAGACUGAACAUGCUCAGGACGGUGGUGUGUCGGGCAGGGAGCGGCCUUUUAAAGCAUUCACGGCAAACCGUGCCUGCUUUGUGGGGGAGCCGAGCUCAGCAGCGAUGGGCUUCCAGCCUCCCUAUGAACACUGUGGUUCUGUUCGUACCCCAGCAGGAAGCUUGGGUAGUGGAGAGGAUGGGCCGUUUCCACCGAAUCCUGGAACCAGGUCUAAACUUCUUAAUUCCCAUCUUGGACCGAGUUAAAUAUGUUCAAAGCCUUAAAGAGAUAGUGAUCGAUGUGCCAGAGCAGUCAGCAGUUUCCCUCGACAACGUGACAUUGCAGAUAGAUGGAGUUUUAUAUCUCAGGAUACUCGACCCGUUUAAGGCCAGUUAUGGAGUGGAGGACCCAGAAUAUGCUGUCACCCAGCUGGCACAGACCACCAUGAGAUCAGAGCUGGGAAAACUCACCCUGGACAAAGUGUUUAGGGAAAGAGAGUCCCUGAAUGCCAAUAUGGUCCACUCAAUAAACCAGGCAUCAGAUGAUUGGGGGAUUCGAUGUCUUCGAUACGAGAUCAAAGACAUUCACGUUCCUCCACGGGUAAAAGAGUCUAUGCAAAUGCAGGUGGAGGCCGAGCGGAAGAAGAGAGCCACUGUUCUGGAGUCAGAGGGGACGAGGGAGGCGGCCAUCAAUGUGGCCGAGGGGCGCAAACAGGCUCAGAUUCUGGCGUCUGAGGGACAGAAGGCCGAACAGAUUAACAAAGCUGCUGGUGAAGCGAAUGCUGUUUUGGCUAAAGCUGAGGCAAAGGCCAAAGCUAUCCGGCUGCUGUCCGAGGCGCUCACUCAGCAGAAUGGAAACGCUGCAGCAUCUUUAACUGUGGCCGAACAGUAUGUCUCUGCUUUCUCCAACCUGGCCAAGGAAUCCAACACCAUCUUACUGCCUUCUAACACAGGAGACAUCAGCAGCAUGGUCACUCAGGCCAUGGCGAUUUACGGGAGUUUGUCAAAGACAAAGAGCACAGCGGAAAGCGUGACCGCUGAGACUACUGAGCCGAUUUUGGAAGGAAGCACUGUGUCUGAAACCGAAACUGGACAUAAAUAAAGAUUUGAGUCUCAUUCUAGGAUAAAAGACAGAAAAUUAAAAUGAUAAAAUCCCUGAAGCACUAUGGUGUAACUACACAAAGAUUUUGUGUGUUUGUUUUGUUUGUUCGAAUAAAUUUGGAAUAUUUUGUUUUUCCCGAUAA